AUCUCUUUAUCAAGUACCUCAAGCAUCCCAAGCAUGCCUUCGUGGAAGUCCUUUCUCAGCUCCAUGAAAUUUCAUGACGCGUAUUUCGAUAGCAUUACGGACCCGCGGAAUAUCGCGCCCAAAUGCUUUUUCGAAGCCCUACACGUUGCCUCCUCUGGUCGAGAGACAGCUGAAAAGGAAUGGGUGUCUAUCAUGCGUCGAUUAGCGGAGAGCCGUAUCCCAGUGCUGGUGGAGACGGGAACGAGACUUCAGAAGGAAUGGACGCUGACAAAGACUUCACUCGAUCUAUUCUGGAAUGAGAGAGCAGCAAAGGAGGAGCGCCAGAGAUUAAAGAUCUCGAACCUCAAGUAUGGCGUAUCCAUGCAUUCGCAAACACAACAAGAUGUUAUUAAUGUUCUAGAGUCUGAAGACAAUGAUAAAACUGUAAUACGUUCAGAAGAGAGACGGGACAAGCACCAGCUUUUAGGUACCACCACAAGCGAAGAGCGACAACGGCAGGGAUAUUCCACAGAAACGUUCGUAUCGGAUACGCAAAAGAUCGACGAAUACGAAAUCGUCAGCCUUCAAAGGACCCUAGACAAUGGUGGCCAUGGAAUGGAUCACUUCCGUCGUCUGAACCAGCGAACGACCUGGAGAAGCGGAGAUGUGGACUUGCUAGCGAAGUUCGAGCAAUUUGCAGAGGAGCAGCGGAAGCAGGGGAAGAAGUUUUCCUUGAGCAAGGAUCACAUUGCCGAUAUGACUGACGAUGGGGAGUUUUUGAGGCGCCUAUCGGACGAGGAAGUUGAGCUCGCACUUGCUGACAUCCCCGACAUCGUAUUUGACGACGUGAUCGACAAGCCGCUUGCAGCAACUCUCGGUAGUGGCGAGGAAACCUUUAUGGACAUGCACAGGACAGUUCGUGGACUCGACCAUAAGGACGACUUGGUAUAUUACAUUUCUCAGGUCUUCACGGGGAUGGCACGACAUUUCCGCUGCAGUCGCCUCCAUGCGAUUCCGAACGAGACGCAGUAUUUCGAUGAUCUUGUUCUUCCUGCAUUUGAGGGUGCAUUUGCCCUGGAGGAUUUGGCAGUGAGGCGAUUUGAGGUGCCGAUCUAUGGGUGCAGCGAACGUAAAAAUGCAGGAAAGGACUUACUCACAGAGCGUGAAGCCCAGGGUCACAGAGCAGACGCCAUUGUCGAAACGGUAGAUGCGCUGCAACUGGUUACUGUUGAGACGUCUAAGAUGUCGGGGGCGACAGGUGAGAAGAAGGCGAAGGAUCACUACAAGUUGGCUAGGGAUAUGCGUGACACCUGGACCUACAUCAUGAAGAAGAAGAUCAAAGACGGCAAGCAACCACAGCCCCUUACCGUUUUUGGGUUGCAAGUUUAUGAGUCGGAAAUGACAUUUUUAGGGAUGGAUUUCUGUGGCUGCUUCCGUCUGCAUGAGCUAGCCUGCGUCAGGGUUCCGAACUCACAUGUCAUCAUACGGAACCACUUGAGCCGCUUGUUGAAAACCUGCAUUGGCUUCGCGAGACUCGCGAAGGCGCAUCAUCAGCAGCUCUUGGAGUGGAGGGAUUCUAAUGUGAAGGAACAAAGAGCGUAUGGUUUGGCCGUGCGUAACAUCAAGGAUACUACCGCCACCCCGUCCAAAGCAACCAAAGGAGGAAAACGGAAACACCAGGAUGAUGACGACGACGACUAGCCUGAAUGAUUCUCUGCCCACACAGCUAACCUGCUUGCAGAAUAUCACAAGGCAUCAAGUAUAGUUCGCCAGAGUCGGAGAAAUGUGCUCGCAGAAUAAUGCUCACCUGUGUUUCUUUGAGUGACCAGACCAUGUUAGAUGUCAAUUCACCGUCAUCUAUGACUUUUUUUACGCGUAUAAUAUAUAAAAAAAACUAUAAUAAAGAAUUAUAAUAAAAAAGAA
Messenger RNA from Gamsiella multidivaricata, 1902 nucleotides. RefSeq lists its product as uncharacterized. The transcript is spliced from 4 exons. Bases 34 to 1680 code for a protein of 548 amino acids. NCBI's taxonomy places the organism in Eukaryota, Fungi, Mortierellomycota, Mortierellomycetes, Mortierellales, Mortierellaceae. The record is from RefSeq and is a predicted model, not a curated record.